Molecule: messenger RNA, 1110 nt
Organism: Dermacentor andersoni
Lineage: Eukaryota; Metazoa; Arthropoda; Arachnida; Ixodida; Ixodidae
Source: RefSeq, a predicted model, not a curated record
CGAUCGUCGAAAAAUCUGGGGUGCGAUUUUGUAGGAAUUCUAUUACUUUUUCCAUGCCUUUUGCCGCCAUCACUGAGCAGCCAUUGGUCGAAAAUGACCGGGCCGCACCCAUUUUGUCUGUCAAUCACGCGACGUCAGGAACCCGCAAAAACUGUAAUCGUCAUCGUGACGUUGAGGCACUCAUUAUGCGGAGCAAAAGGCACGGAUUUUUGGAACGGCCAGAGGCAGGGUCGUUUCCGAAGGCAUGAAAAAAAUGGCCGCCCCUCUGAUCGCUAUGGCCGUGGCUCUUCGCCGUCGCCGACGUGAACAGGGAGAGCCAGACGACGCGUUUGACAUGCCGGAUGACCAUUUUCGACGGCGUUUUCGCCUCUCGAAGGGAACGGUGCGGUUGUUGUGCGAGGAACUGGCGGGGGAACUAGAAGCUGAGCGAGCGACGGGACUGUCGGUGGAGCGGAAAGUGUUGUGUGCGCUGCGCUUCUUUGCUACCGGGAGCUUCCAAGCGUCCGUUGGGAGCGAGGAGACGAUCCGUGUGUCGCAGUCGACGGUGAGCGACUGCGUGCGACGUGUGGCAGAGGCUGUCGUGAACGCAGGGGCCCGCAACAAGUGGGUCCAUUUUCCAAAGACAGCCGAGGAAAAGGCAGCCGUGAAGGAGGGUUUCCUUCGGCGCGGCGUUAUCCCCGGCGUCAUCGGAUGCGUAGACGGCAGCCUCAUAGCCAUUAUCGCACCCAAGGGUGAGCGCAAGGCUGUGUUCAUGUGCCGCAAGGGAUACUACGCCCUCAACUGCAUGUUCAUCUGCGACGCGGACAUGAAAAUCUUGGCCUUGGACCCUAUGCGACCGGGGUCGGACCACGACGCUUUUGUCUGGCGGACGACAUGGUUGCGCCGGCGGUUCCAAGCGGGGCGCAUCGUGAAUGCCGGGGAAUACCUCCUCGGUGAGAAAAAAACAUUUUUUUGGCGCAGUCACGCGUCAGCAGCGCAGAACGCCGUGUCCGCUCCAACCCAAACUUUUAACCAAACCACAAGAACAUCAGUAAUUCCGGAGUAAAAAAAGAAAAUUAAGACAUUGACUGCCACCAUUGGCAAUGUUCGAAGUGUUAAGUUACAAGCACA